GAGUUAUUGCCCUUUAUAGUCAAUUUUUUUCGUAAAUUUUUGCAAUCUUUUACACAAAUCUUCUCCACUUAAUCUACUGGGACAAAAUGAAUUAAACUUAGCCACAAUUUUCAAUAGGGUAUCUUGAUUCAAAAAUAUAUCCGAUGACCCUGCCAACCAACCAACAUGGCCGCCAUGGCUAAAAAUAGAACAUAGGGAUUUACUAUAGAAGUCUAAGGGAAAAUUGUAAAAAAACAAAUUCAAAUGGUCACAACUUGAAAACUAAUUUAAAUUAUGAUAAGGGGUCUUCAGUAACUAUUGUAAGUCUAGUAACUAAUGGGAUGACCUGCUUUAAUUUAACUACUGGGCCAAAUUAAACCAAACAUGGCCUCAGUCAUUAUGAGGGUAUCUAAUUCUAUUUAUUAUGAUUUAAACCUUAUUUUACAUGAUUUCAGAAACCACAGUAGAUAAAGGUGAGCGACACAGGCUCUUGAGAGCCUCUAGUUUCGUGACGUCACAAUGGGAAUUUCAGAGGAAAGCAAGAAAAUUUGAUGUCAUAAUCGAAUUUUGACCAAUGAAGAACUGAGAUCAAACGAACCACACGUUGAUUGAACAAAAAUAAUCAACAGGUCGGGAAAAGGAUAAAUCGGGGCUCAUUUUAUAACUACUGAGAAGACGUGUUGUAGUUAAAAAGAUGUGAUAAAUGAUAAAUAUAUAUAUACUAGUAUAUAUAACAUGGAGAAAGAUAUUGAUACCAACAUAUCAAUCUGCUUUGGUCCAAAAAAAAAACCCAUGUGAAACAGCGCAGUAUCUGAUAGAUCCGAAUCUAACUGAAGUUCGGGUAGUUUUAAACGCAGUAAAAUAAAUGACCAACACACAAUUGCCAAAAAGCCUCUAAAGACCAAUGAUUACAGUACAUAAUAUGAUCCAAGAAUUUAAGUAACUAUAAUCCUGACAUAUUCAAAAGCAACCAUGAUGGCAUCUAAUGCUCUUGCACAAGAAGAGGAAAACUAUGUACGAAUAGCAUUGUUACUGACUGGAAUUUCACCACGUGCAGUUCGUGUCCUGUUUGAUAAAGAAUUUCCUCCAGCAUCUUUAAUUAUUACUGUAAAUGAUAAGAAUAAGAAGAAAAAGCUGAAUGACUUGAGAGGAAAACGAGUUAUAAACCAGGCACAGUGGGAUCUCCUGUUUCCCAGCAGUGGUGUCACUGAUUCUAAGACUUUUGAUGUGACGCUGAUGAUAGCAUUGCUAAGGAAUCUGACAACCUUGCCCUUGGUGCCUCCUAUAAAUGGAUAUGACGAACUACCCGUUACUAUAGAAACAACCCCUGCCUCAGAUUUAGCGAGAAUUAAACAUUAUAGAAACUUUUUGGCACAUCUUCAUGAUGGAAAUGUAGAUGGCACAUUAUUUACUACAGCUUGGAAGGAUAUAAGUAAUGCUGUUCUUCGACUAGGAGGGAUUACAAUGAAGCAGGAAUGUGAUCAGCUAAUGACUAAACCACUGGACAUGUCAAGCCAGGAAAUCGUACGAGACUUACACCAAGCCAACAAAGACAUUCAAACAAUUAUACAAUCAAUUGAUUUGAUUCAAACUGAUCAUACAGAGGUAAAAAAUGAUAUGAAAACAUUAAAAUCACAUCAUGAAAGUUUGAAAAAGUCUCAUGAUUUGCUUCAACAUGAACAUGCUGGAUCAAAAAAUUAUAUUGAAAUGGUUAAAGAAGACGUGAAAACAAUAGAGAUAGAGCAGAAGAGUAUGGGAAAAUCACAUGAAUUGCUUCAAUUUGAUCACUUGGACACGAAGAUGAAUGUCCUGUCUUUAAAAUCAGAUUGUGAGAUGUUGAAAAAAUCACAUGAUUUACUUCAAGGCGAUUCAGUAAAAACAAGAACUGAUUUGAAAGAGCUGUCAUCUCUUCACGAGGAAUAUGUGCCUAAAAACAGAAGAGAGCUGAUCGAUAAGUUGUUGGAUGAAUGGCAGAAGAACCCGGAUACUGUAGCUGAAACCAGAGCUAUGAAAGCUGUAUUUAAAUGUGUUCUGGAAAGAAACUGUGUCACAAUUACGGCUAGUUCUGGUGCUGGGAAGACAUGUACUCUACGACAUGUGGCAUUAAAAAUGAAAGAAGAAGGGUACAAUAUACUGCCAGUAACUAAUCCAAAUGACAUUGUUCAGUUUUGUAAUCCAAAUCAGAAAACACUGUUUGUUAUUGAUGACUUCUGUGGAACUUAUUCCAUAAACAAGUCAGACCUUGAAAGUUGGGAACCAGUUAUGGAACAUGUAAAAGUAAUGAUGCAAAAUAAACAAACAAAAGUUAUUGUUGCAUGUCGUUUACAAAUUUACCAAGAUAAAAAGUUUGAAUCUUUACCCAUUUUUAGAACAUGUGUAUGUAACCUGUUAAGUGAAGAUUUGUGUUUAUUAAAAACAGAGAAACAGUCAAUAGCAAAAUUAUAUCUUGAAACAAAAGCUUCUGAAAUAAUUCAGUACUGUGAUUUAUAUGAUUGUUUUCCACUUCUCUGUAAACUGUAUAAAGAUAAUCCUGAACUCAAUAUUACAGACUUCUUCAAAAAUCCAUUUUCAGUGUACACAGCUGAAAUUGACAAGCUUGAUAAAAACGGGCAUAAUGGAAAAUACUGUGGUUUGGCUUUGUGUGUUAUGUUCAACAACAACUUGAAGGAGGAGUGGUUGACAGAGGAGAUAGAUGAAAAAAAAACAAAGAGAAUAAAGAACACAUGUGAGGCAAGUAGACUGGAGAGAGGAACAUCACGACUUGUCCUACUUGAUGAACUAAAUUCACUUGAACAUACUUUCAUUAAGAAAGAGCAAAAUGUAUUCAAAACAAAACAUGAUAAAUUAUUUGACUUACUUGCAUACUAUUUUGGACAAAAAAUGAUCCAGUGUUUGAUCAAGAAUGCACACCCUGUUGUUAUUAUGCAAAGAUUUUUAUUAGACAGAAUAGAUGACAUGGACCAGUUUAUCACUAUUGUACCACCUGAAUACCAUCUGAUGUACAUACAGAGAAUGAUUGAUGACUGGUCUAAAGGACAAGUACAGAUUGUGUUUAAUAACAUCAAUAUGAAGAUACCAAACUUCAGACAAAGAUUUCUUUGUUAUUUGAAUACACUUGAUAGAUCAUUCCAGAGACGAUUGGCUCUGACCUGUGAUGUUAAUUGCAAAUAUACUGUGCUAUUUCAGUGUUGUGACAUUGAUGAUAUUUUUUUUAUUCAAUGGUGUAUUAAUCAUGGAGUUGACAUUAAUAAUGGUAAUUAUCAUGGAAUAUCUCCUUUGUAUAUUGCUUGUCACAAUAAUUAUAUAGAUGUUGUUAAACUAUUACUUGACAGAAAGGCAGACAUUAAUAAGUGUAGAGAUUCUGGAGCUUCUCCUUUGUAUAUUGCUUGUUAUAAUAAUCAUGUAGAAGUAGUUAAGAUAUUACUUGACAGAAAGGCAGACAUUAAUAAGUGUAAAGAUUCUGGAGCUUCUCCUUUGUAUAUUGCUUGUUAUCAUAAUCAUGUAGAAGUAGUUAAGAUAUUACUUGACAGAAAGGCAGACAUUAAUAAGUGUAGAGAUUGGAGAGUAUCUCCUUUGUAUAUUGCUUGUCAGAAUAAUCACAUAGAAGUAGUUAAGAUAUUACUUGACAGAAAGGCAGACAUUAAUAAGUGUAGAGAUUCUGGAGCAUCUCCUUUGUUUAUAGCUUGUCAUAAUAAUCAUAUAGCAGUAGUUAAGAUAUUACUUGACAGAAAGGCAGACAUUAAUAAGUGUAGAGAUUCUGGAGUAUCUCCUUUGUAUAUAGCUUGUCAAAAUAAUCAUAUAGAAGUAGUUAAGAUAUUACUUGACAGAAAGGCAGACAUUAAUAAGUGUAAAGAUUCAGGAGCAUCUCCAUUGUAUAUUGCUUGUCAGAAUAAUCAUGUAGAAGUAGUUAAGAUAUUACUUGACAGAAAGGCAGACAUUAAUAAGUGUAAAGAAUCUGGAGCAUCUCCAUUGUAUAUUGCUUGUCAGAAUAAUCUUAUAGAUAUCGUAAGAAUGCUGUUAGAGAAGGGAUCAGAUUAUAAUAAAUGUAACAAUAUUGGAAUCUCACCCAUACAAAUUGCCAGUGAAAAUGGACACAAUGGCGUACUUGCUGUCAUUAAUGAACUUUCAGAGUCCAGGGUAUAUAUUAAAGAAAAUUAAGAGAAUAUCAUCCAUGAAUAGUGAACAAUGUAGGGAAAAGUUUGGCAAUGAAAGAUUUCAGAAAAGAAACCUUGUUUAUGAUGAUAUUGUAAUAAUUUACAAAUGAUUUCUUCAUAUGAAAUGUUUAUUUUUAUUUUUUACCCUAGGAUGGGGUCGAUUACUUUAUUUUUCUUUGUUCCAUCUGCAGUAACAUAAAACUGAUUUAUCAAUGGAUUUUUUGUUUUUGUUUUAGAUUUGUAAUACAUGUAUAGUGAAAUUCACAGCAAACAAACACACACUAGUGUUUUUAAUUUGAGAAUAUAUUCUUUGAUAUGAAGAAAUAUUUGGUACUUGUUAUUAAAAAAUCAAGUUUUUAACAUAUCUGCAAUAUGAGCCAAUAAUUUGGAUUUUUUCCAUACUUGUUUUAAACAAAGACCACCAGACAUUUGUAUGAUAGUCAAGCACCUACCUGAAAUUACCACCAACAUUUUUUUCAUAUUUAUAUACACUGAUAAAUAAGAAAAGACCUUUAAAUGAAACAAAGGGCUGAGUGGUUUAAGUAGUCAACCUUCUGUAUCACCAGGAGGUCAACACCGAGGUUGUGAGUUCGUAUCCCACAUGUGGCAGGUGAGCUGAACUCCAAUCUUAAUUGACGUUUAGGUUUGUUGUUUUUCCUACCGAAGGUCAGAGGUUUUCUCCGGGCACUCAGGCUUCUACCAACAAAAACUGACCGCCACAAAAUUGCACAAUUGUACUGAAAGUGGCAUUAAACACCAAUAAAUAAAUCAAUCAAUAAAUGAAUUUAUUAUAUGCACUUAAUUCCAGCCUAUAUAAGAAUCAUGCAAAGUGUGAUUCAUGGGUGGAAAGCCUGCAAAUAGAAUUUAUUGCUAUCUUAUUUAGGAUAAUGAAUUGUGGUGAAAUUCAUAUAUAGAUUUUAUAUGGACCCUUACAAGGUGAGAUAUAUAUUCUAUAGAAUGCAUUAUAAAACUUAUGUUGAAGGAGAUUACUCCAAUAAUAUCUUAUAGAAUCUUUCGUAAAAUGUUUUUCCAUUAUCUUUCCUUGUAAGGCAGUAAAUGGAAAAUGUUACUCAUUCCUUUCAUAUUCACCUAUAUCUCAACUGAUAGACCAAAAUAAACUUGUGUAGCCUGACAUGAAGUGAUUCACAAAAUUUGGAUUUUGCAUAAUUCUUAUAUGGACGGCUACUUAAAAACUGUGACAACUAAAAAGUGAAAUGAUUCAAUGUGUUAUUUGUAUAUUUAAAGUCGGAUCAACCGAUAUAUUAAUAUAUUCAUCAUGAUUAUCGUAAUAAAUUUACAAUGUAAACAGUAAAAGUCAACAUAGUUCAUUUACAAUCAAUAGAUUUUUAACAUGCCUAUAAAGAUGAUAAAAAAAAAUUAGUAGCUUUAAUUUAAAAGAAGGACGAAAGUUACCAGAGGGACAUUCAAACUCAUAGAUCGAAAACAAACUGACAACGCCAUGGCCAAAAAUAAAAAGACAAACAGACAAAUAAUAGUACAGAUGACACAACAUAGAAAACUAAAGUCUAAGCAACACGAACCCCACCAAAAACUGGGGGUGAUCUCAGGUGCUCCUGAAGGGUAAGCAGAUCCUGCUCCACAUGUGGCACCCGUCGUGUUGCUUAUGUUAUUACAAAUCCGGUAAAUAGUCUAAUUCGGUAGGUCACAUUCGUGAAAAGGGAAGGGUAUUGUAGUUACGACAUAAGGAACAUAUCCGAUAUCAUCUGUGGAACGGUUAUUCCAUAACGGUCAACCAACUCGUGAUGGCGUCCGUAAAAUUUACGAAGGGAUGAUUUCAACUUCACCAUUUGGAACUCUUGGUUUAAUAGCUUCCUUGUGAGCAGCAAUCCUCUAUCAAGGAAAUCAUAAUAGGAAAUACAAGCCCUGGAAUAUCGUAUCAAUUAGGAGAUAUAUACUUCGUAUGCAGGCGCUGCUGGAAUGUUGCUACAUAGAAAUGGAAAGUUCACAAAUGGGAAGCUGAAAUUAUCUCUUUUGUCGUAAAGUUUUGUUUUCAACCGACCCUCAUUGUCAAUUUCUACAUGUAAGUCAAGAUAUGAGGCAGACUUAACUGUAUCUGUAGUAUCCUUUAUCUCUAGUUCGAUGGGAUAGAUUCGUUCAACAUCGUCACCAAAUUUUGUAUUAUUUAGUUAGAGAACAUUAAAUGUUCUGGUUCGUACAAUGUAAAAUCUCAGUGUUUUAUUUUCUUUUUUCCAAAAUACUUUCCACAUGGAGUAGUAAAAACCUUUCAUACUGUAUGAAAACCAGUUGUUAUUGUCAAGCCGAUGACAAUUGGUUAAAUAAAGGAUAUCUAUCAGGAUCAUAUCUUUACUUUGUGUCAUUAUCAUAGCUAUGCCAAUGAAACUGUGUCAUAUAAAUGCAUAAUUUCUGUCAAUAUAAACAAUUGAUGCAAAUAAAUUAAUAUAAAUAUGA
Molecule: messenger RNA, 6563 nt
Organism: Mytilus californianus (California mussel)
Lineage: Eukaryota; Metazoa; Mollusca; Bivalvia; Mytilida; Mytilidae
Exons: 5
Coding region: 952-4137 (1061 amino acids)
Biological process (GO): innate immune response
Cellular component (GO): cytoplasm
Molecular function (GO): protein binding
Source: RefSeq, a predicted model, not a curated record